Molecule: messenger RNA, 225 nt
Organism: Helobdella robusta
Lineage: Eukaryota; Metazoa; Annelida; Clitellata; Rhynchobdellida; Glossiphoniidae
Exons: 2
Biological process (GO): regulation of transcription by RNA polymerase II
Cellular component (GO): nucleus
Molecular function (GO): RNA polymerase II cis-regulatory region sequence-specific DNA binding; DNA-binding transcription factor activity, RNA polymerase II-specific
Source: RefSeq, a predicted model, not a curated record
AUUAAACGGCCGAUGAACGCGUUCAUGGUGUGGGCCCAGGCAGCUAGGAAGCGUCUAGCCGACCAGCAUCCCCAGCUGCAUAACGCCGAACUGAGCAAGACGCUGGGAAAGCUGUGGAAGCUUCUCGACGAUCAGGGCAAGCAGCCGUUUGUGGUGGAAGCCGAGAAGUUACGACAGCAGCACAGAGUCGACCACCCCGACUACAAGUAUCAACCGAGGCGGAAG